Molecule: messenger RNA, 990 nt
Organism: Ziziphus jujuba (common jujube)
Lineage: Eukaryota; Viridiplantae; Streptophyta; Magnoliopsida; Rosales; Rhamnaceae
Product: mitochondrial import receptor subunit TOM20-like
Exons: 6
Coding region: 130-756 (208 amino acids)
Biological process (GO): protein insertion into mitochondrial outer membrane
Cellular component (GO): mitochondrial outer membrane translocase complex
Molecular function (GO): protein binding
Source: RefSeq, a predicted model, not a curated record
AGGCGUGGGGGUUACUCCACAGUCCUGAGUCCCUCCAAGACUCCCUUGCAGUCUUAGACCGCAUAUAUUCAUAUAUUCGCAACUAAAUUUGCCCGUAAUCCCUUGAACAACCAAGAGUUUCAAGCAACCAUGGACAACAACAUGGAAUUCUCUCAAGAAGACUUCGAACGCUUAAUAAUUGUCUUGGAACGCACCCGCAAAGUUGCCGAACUCAACUACGCCAAAGAUCCUCUCGAUGCCGAUAAUCUUACAAAGUGGGCGGGAUCAUUGCUCGAAUUGUCGCAGUAUCAAAACACUGAAGCAGAUACAAUGGCGAUGAUCAAAGAUUCAAUUUCAAAGUUUGAAGAGGCUCUGCUUAUUAAUCCCUCGAAGCAUAAUGCUCUGUGGUGCCUAGGAAACGCUAACGCCAACUAUGGCCUUUUGAUUCCUGAAGUGGAUGAGGCUAAGCCUUAUUUCGGUAAAGCCGCUGAAUGUUUCCAGAAAGCAGUGGAGGAGGACCCGACCAAUGAGCUCUAUCUUAAGUCUUCGGAAUUCGCAUCCAAGGCAUUAGAUUUGCACUCGGAGUUCCAUAGUCAAGUUCAACAAAAUAUUGGUGCAGGACCUGCCUCUUCCUCCCUUUCAAAGAAAUCCAAGUCAAAGAGCAGUGAUCUCAAGUAUGACAUAUUUGGAUGGGUUAUUCUUGCUGUUGGUCUUGUCGCUUCACUCGCUUGGGCUGGGAUAGCGAAAUCGAACAUUCCACCACCACCCCGAAGGUGAAUCUUAUCUAGGUCGUCUUUAAACUUUUCGUAUAACCUUUUAUCAGGAUGUGAUACAGUAAAUUGAGUUAUUUAGUUGAUAAGAUAGCUUCAACUUAAUUUAUUUAUUUAUUUCACCUUCAAAAUUUUCUCCAUUAAUAGUUUGUUUGGAGGUGUAUUUAUAAGAAUUCUUGAUUAUUUUACUGGCAAAUUUUCAAUACCUUUUAGUUUGUGUUCUCGUGUAAUUAAUUUCAUA